CCAGACAUCCUGACAUAAUCACGGGGCUCCUUUGAAAACUGCAUCGAGUAAUUUAGCACUUGGGGAGGGAGGAAUUAUAUCCGUUUGAAAAGAAACCUCACACACGCAGAACCUCCAAAACGAUCGAUAAAUUUCCCUCGACCUUCUUUACCGCCCGGGAAAUAUCCUCUAGCCUAAAAUCCCUUUCCGAAGCGGGGUCCCCCUGUUUUGGAGCUGAACGGAGGAGGCUACGCUUGCAGCGCGGAGCUCUCCACGGCCAAGUCCGAUUUUUUUCGGGAAAAGAGAGUGAUGUCGGCCGCAGCACCCUGGAGGUCCGAGCCCUGCUCGCUCUCUGUGCUCCGUACACCCUCACACAGAUCUGUGUGCAUGUUGUGUGUGUGUGCGGGGACACAUCCAGGCACAGGAACCGCAAGCAGAGCCUGGAGAACACAAGCUUUCCCUGGGUUUUGUCAGAUAUAAAACAGGCCGGGGACAGUGAGAACAAAAACCAAAAGGACUCGGAAUGGGAUUUCCCAGAAUUUUCCUCUUCUCCCUAAAUUUUUGUAGCAUUCUCGCACUCGUCGCCGUGGCCAUUUCUCGUGGGCGCCUCCAGCGCAGCCCCGGCCUCUGCUGGCCCAGCCACGGCCGCGGAGCUGAGCCCGGCCUGCCCCGGGAACACCUCCUGAAGCCUCUCUCUUGAACUUUUCCUACCCAAGGUCUCGACAGGCUGCUCUCGCUGUCCUCUUGGCGUCUACAUGGAGAAAAUCUGGCAGGGGCUCCCUUCCCAGCAAUCCCCGAUGUGCUCCAAGCGCACCGAGAGGCAGCCUCUCUCGGAGGGAGGGGUGCGCUGCGCUCGCAGUCAAAUUACAUGGCUGGCCUCAAAGGCACCAGCUCCGGAUUUCCAAAUUAAUACUCAUCUUUUAAAAGACGAGCCAAGAAGAAAUUUCGAGGAAGGUCUCAGAUGCGGGACCUUGGGGGAAAAGGCUCUUUUCGGAGUUUUAGAAAACUUCACCUCGGUGCAGUGCACAGAUGAGGGAAUACCUGGGCAGAAGUGCUGCCUUUCCCCGCGUCGCUUCACUGGCCGUUCCCCUGGGAUAGUGCGGGUCACUCAUCGCUUGUCCGGCUCUUCUCGCUGCAAGAACACCGCAAAGGUCAGGCCGCUGCGGGGAGUCACUGCUCGGCUCCCGCCUGCGCGCUGCGGGCGGACACCGGCCGUGCUGCUCGGCCAAGCUCUUCACAGCCGCCACAUCUCUCCGUCAGCAUCCAGACACAGCGCUCGGGGUCAGGGCCGGGCUGGAAUAGCCGUGGCCGGGACAGGAGUACAGCAGCCUGCCCGGGCAGGGCUUGGCCCCGAGCCGGAGCUGGCCGGGCACGGAGCGGGGCUGCGGCACGGAGCGAGCCCGGGGAGCUGCGGCGGCCCCGGGUCCUCGCUCCUCUCCUCUCUCAGGCAGUGAAGGCGGCAGGGGUAGCAGCCGGGAAUCGAAAGUGACCCUCUCUCCCGACUCCUGCCAGGUCUGCGCUGUUUGAUGCUGCGAUCCAACUUGAGCGAUAAUUUUCUCCAUAUGGGCAAGAGAGCGCGCACACGGCGGUUCUCUCCACAAAUCACCUACCUCCAAUUGCUUUUCACUUUCCACAAACAGUUACAGGGGGAAUAAAUAAAUAAAUAAAUAAAUAAAUAAAUAAAAAAAGAAAAGAAAAAAGAAAAAUAAAAGAGAGAGAUGUUAUGGUAAAGAAAGUGGUUUUUGACCGCAGGUCGGAAAAUGCAACCGGUGCCGGCGAGGGGCGGGCGCGCUGCUGCCCGCAGGCUCCGUCCGAGAGCCGCGGGUGUCCCGGAGAGGGAGUGCUCCCCAUAGCUAAAGGAUGGGGGAGGCAGAGCAGGAACCUGGACCUCCUUGUGGGAAGAAGUGCGUGCGGCUGCGAGGGGUCUGCUCCGCAGGCAGCGCCGAUGCAGAGCCUCGCUGCUGAAAAUCUGCUCUGCAGCUUCCCUGCUCCCCAGCGCAGCCAAGGCAAGGACAGCGCUCCCCGCAGCUCCCCGCAG
Messenger RNA from Parus major (Great Tit), 2017 nucleotides. RefSeq lists its product as uncharacterized. NCBI's taxonomy places the organism in Eukaryota, Metazoa, Chordata, Aves, Passeriformes, Paridae. The record is from RefSeq and is a predicted model, not a curated record. The transcript is spliced from 2 exons. Bases 735 to 1433 code for a protein of 232 amino acids.